ACAGAGGAAACCCACCCAACGCUUUUCAAGUACCGACACCUUUUUCCCUUUUGGAUUUUUCUUCCAUUUUCUCUUGCCUUUUCGCUUCUUUACUAUACCCACUAACCCAUUUUUCCAUUUACCAUUCCUUUUCUUUUUUUUUGCCUUUCCUUCACUUGGUCUUCUUCUUCGUCUUCUUCUUCGUCUUCUUCUUCGUCUUUCGUCUUCUUCUUCGUCUUCUUCGUCUUCUUCGUCCCUCUCCUCCUCUUUUAACUUCAUUCUUGUUGCUUAAUUAGUUUGUUUCUUCUUAUGUUUUUGUUGAAAUUCUCUGUUGCGACUAGCCCACUUGAGUAUUUUCUGUGUUCCCUUUUUGAGUUUUGUAUUUUGUGUUUUGUCUCUCUCUUGUUUGUGUUUGUGUAAUGUAUUUAUUCUCUAGCAACAAACCCAUCUUGUCUUUUCCCCUUUAGUCUCCAUUCUCACGUUUAAUUUGAUCUAUGAGAAAUGAUGAGGAUAACUGAGGAUUUUGCUAUCUUUUGUUCAUCUAAAUUGGUAUUCAUAAGGAAUUGCUGGUUUAUUCAGUGAAGUUGAUUAUUGGGAAAUCCUAGUUUGUAUUUUGCUCCUCUGCUCCAAUACUUUGAUUCUGUUGUGUCUAACAAUGUUUCAAGAUGAAGGUACAUCCUCCAUAACUUCCUCUCCUCUUCAGUUCUUCACAAUGAUGUCUCUUUCCCCUAAAUUGGGUUCUCCAUAUCCAUGGCUUAGAGAGCUUAAAUCUGAGGAGAGGGGUUUGUAUUUAAUCCAUUUGUUGCUUACUUGUGCAAAUCAUGUGGCUGUUGGUAGUCUUGACAGUGCUAAUCUUGCCCUUGAUCAAAUAUCCCAUCUUGCUUCUCCAGAUGGUGAUACAAUGCAGCGAAUUGCGGCUUAUUUCGCCGAGGCUCUCGCGGAUAGGAUCCUCAAGACUUGGCCUGGUCUUUACAAGGCCUUUAACUCUACUAAGAUACCAAUGGUGUCAGAAGAGAUUCUAGUUAAGAAAUUGUUCUUUGAUAUGUUUCCAUUCCUCAAGGUGGCUUUUGUGCUUACUAAUCAAGCUAUUGUUGAAGCCAUGGAGGGGGAAAAGAUGAUUCAUAUUAUUGAUCUCAAUGCUAAUGAAACUGCUCAAUGGCUUGCUCUUUUGCAAAUUUUGAGUGUGAGGCCUGAAGGACCUCCACAUUUGAGAAUCACUGGAGUUCAUCCACGCCAAGAGAUUCUGGAUCAAAUGGCUCGUAGGUUGACCAAUGAAGCCGAGAAAUUGGAUAUCCCGUUUCAAUUCAAUUCCGUUGUCAGUCGACUAGAGGAUCUUGAUAUGGAAAAGCUUCGUGUGAAAACCGGGGAGGCUCUGGCUAUCAAUUCAGUUCUUCAGUUGCACAACUUUUUGGGAUAUGAUAAUGAAGCCUUGCAAAAGCCAUCUCCAUCAGCAGCCAAGAAUGUAAAUGGAGUUCAAUACUCGAGAUACCCGCAUCUGAACCAAACCACAUUGAGGGAGUUACUCGACAAGGAUAUGGUUAACGGAUGCAGUCCAAGUCCCGAUUCAGUUUCCUCAUCAGCACUAUCUCAGGCUAAUGCGACGAAAAUCGACAGUUUUUUGAAUGGAUUGUGGAGUUUGACACCGAAGGUGAUGGUCGUAACGGAACAAGAUUCUAACCAUAACGGUACAACAGUUAUGGAGAGAUUAUUGGAAGCUCUCCACACAUAUGCAGCUAUCUUUGAUUGUUUGGAGUCUAACAUGUCAAGAACAUCCCUGGAGAGGUUGAAGUUGGAAAAGAUGCUAUUUGGGGAAGAGAUUAAGAACAUCAUAGCUUGUGAGGGAGCUGAAAGGAAGGAACGGCAUGAAAAACAUGAGACAUGGAAUCAGCGGUUCGACGUCGCCGGGUUUAGGCAAGUGUCUUUGAGUUAUUAUGGAAUGCUGCAGGCUCGGAGCUUGCUGCAGGGGUAUGGUUGUGGUGGUUAUAGGAUGAAGGAAGAGAAUGGUUGUGUGAUGAUUUGUUGGCAAGACCGUCCAUUGUUUUCGGUUUCGGCUUGGAGAUGUUGUAAGUAGAAUGAAUAUAGAAUAUGUUUUCUUAUUAUAGGCGAAACAAUUCUUUUCAUUUCCAUUAGAUUAGCGAACAAGAAUGAUCAAGAUGUUGUUUUCUUACUCGAAAAAUUCAUGAGGCCUUCAUGCUUGUUGAAACUAUAAUAUCAUCACAUUGGUUUUGGUCUCAUCAUGGCUCAUUCUUUGUAUCAGAAGAAAUCCACUCCAACACAACCUUUUCAUGUGGGCUAUUUUUGUAUAUUGAAACUUUAUCCAAACUCGAAAUGUAUUUGAGGCCUACAUUCAUUCUUGUGAAUUUUGCUGGACACUCUGUAGUUUACUACAUGACAAUCUCCUUCUUACUUUAUAAAAAUAAGUGGGACGUACAGUACUCUUUAAA
Molecule: messenger RNA, 2423 nt
Organism: Cucumis sativus (cucumber)
Lineage: Eukaryota; Viridiplantae; Streptophyta; Magnoliopsida; Cucurbitales; Cucurbitaceae
Product: scarecrow-like protein 3
Exons: 1
Coding region: 635-2050 (471 amino acids)
Biological process (GO): regulation of DNA-templated transcription; response to gibberellin
Cellular component (GO): nucleus
Molecular function (GO): sequence-specific DNA binding; DNA-binding transcription factor activity
Source: RefSeq, a predicted model, not a curated record